AUGUAUGCCCCUGCGAGUACCCCUCAUCUGCCACCUCGUAGAGGGGAUACCUCUCCUAGCGGUAUGUCUCUACGGAUGACUGGCGACAGCCCUGGUGGGGAGUCGAGGAAUGAAAGGCUUAAUAGCAGCAAUCAAAGUAUUUCCGCGAGUACUUUUUCAGCAACGGCUAAGCGAGAGCAGAUAGCGCGGUUGAGGCAACGCAGGGAGUUUUUAGCACGAGUCGACCUCCUUUCACGUCAGAAUGCUGCAGCGGGGAAGCCACCGAUUGCUCCCAGUCCUCGAGGGACACCUCGGGACUCGCUUAGUGUCGAUCUAUGUGAUAAGGGUCCUAAGGAGAAAGGGGUCGAUGUUGCUACUGAAACUGAGAUUUCGCAGUCCCAGGCCGAGCUUUGUCAAACUGAGGAGCCGGACGUUGUGAGUAGGAAGACGCAGACGGACGUAUUACCGGAGCCUGAGGUCAAGCAUAACGAUGAGGAGUAUGCAGAGCUCGAGAAGCUACUAGAGGAAGCUCAGCAAGAUGCUAUAGGGCUUCAGCGGAAGGCUGAAGCGUCUGAGUCCCUCCUCGCUGAUGUGACCGAACAGCUGAGAUCAGCAGAAGAUGAGCGGGAUAGAGCUCGAGCGGAGCUUCAGGAGAUGGAUAGAAUUGGCCCAGACCAAUCUAUGUUCGAGGAGCGCGAACAGGAGUUGAACAGCAAUCUUCGUAAUGCUGAGGAGACCAUAUUCCGCUUGAGGGCGGAAGAACGCCCUCAAUUUCGAGUUAGAUCAUUUAAAGUCGUCGCCGCUUUCGCCGAGGUCCGUUUCUUCGGACAUUGUGACAUCACCUACCCCGACCUCCGCGCGGACUUGGACGCUGAGAAGGGCAGAUGUUCAGAGCUAGCAGGAACAGUGGAAGAGUUGCGUGCUAGGGUAGAGGCCCUGUGCAAUGAGAAGUCUGGUCUCGUUGAGAGCCUCACUAGGGAACAAACACGAGCUGUGGAGCUUGAUAGAGCCCUUCAGGAGGCUAGCAGAGUUGAGGCAGAAAAGUUGAGCAAUCUAGAGAGGGCCAAUACUGAGAGUGCACCACCUCCUUCUCCUAGAGGAGAGCCAGAAACGACUUUGUCAUCAGAACCCGUGAAGUCGUCCAGUUGUGCGGUUGUUAAACCGCCUUCAUCUGGUUCCCAAUUGCCUGUGCCCAAUGCUACGGCCCCUGUCCCCAAUGCUACGGCCCCUGUCCCCAGUGCUACGGCCCCUGUGCCCAAUGCUACGGCCCCUGUCCCCAGUGCUACGGCCCCUGUGCCCAAUGCUACGGCCCCUGUCCCCAGUGCUACGGCCCCUGUGCCCAAUGCUACGGCCCCUGUCCCCAGUGCUACGGCCCCUGUCCCCAGUGCUACGGCCCGUGUGCCCAAUGCUACGGCCCCUGUCCCCAGUGCUACGGCCCCUGUCCCCAGUGCUACGGCCCCUGUGCCCAAUGCUACGGCCCCUGUGCCCAAUGCUACGGCCCCUGUCCCCAGUGCUACGGCCCCUGUCCCCAGUGCUACGGCCCGUGUGCCCAAUGCUACGGCCCCUGUGCCCAAUGCUACAGUACCAACAGCUGCCACAAAGGCGGCUGUAUCGUCGCCUGUGGGAGCUUCCAGUCUAAUGAUGAGCAGUCCAGCUGAGGUGGGUUCAAUGCUCGAGUUUGGCGGUUUGACAGUCACCCCUCAGCGUGCUCACACUCGGAAGCCCUCGACUGUCUCCUCUUAUAGCGCUGAUGUGGCCGAUGAGAGGACAGCGGAGGAUAUCAGGACGGCUGGUGUUCCUAAGGACAUGUUCCAGCAACAUUCCAGUGAGCUCAUGCUCGUGGAUGCUGAGGGCGGGGAGGAAGCGUUGGCGUCUCCCGUCGAAGAGCUGCGGAAAACUGCUGGAAAACAGACUCCACCUGACGACUUUUGGGGUACCGACGCGGCGUCCCCCAUUCCCAGAUACGGGGUGUCGAACACUGGCAAUGCGGCAGUCUUCGCCAUCAGUACGCCUGAUGGAGAUCAUCACGUGCAACCUGGAGGCGCUCAGGAUUCGACUGUGAGUUUUUCACCAGAGACAGCUGGUGGUACGCGAAGUGGCAGUGGCUCAGUUAAGAGCGGAGCGAAGCAGAAGAAGUCGGAUGAUUCGGGGGAUACGAGUUUCACUCGACGACCCACGGGCGUAGCGACAUUGUUUGAGGAUGACGAAGUGGACACCUCUGCCUUAUUUGGUUCUGCUACUGCAAAGGACGACGGUCUGGACUUUGACAGUAUUCUCAAUUCGGAGCCCUCGACACCGUUCACGCAAGGCCCCGGGCAACAGGGGUUUGGAGGUCUCCAGCGUCGUUAA
Perkinsus marinus ATCC 50983 is the source of this 2328-nucleotide messenger RNA. RefSeq lists its product as hypothetical. NCBI's taxonomy places the organism in Eukaryota, Perkinsozoa, Perkinsida, Perkinsidae. The record is from RefSeq and is a predicted model, not a curated record. The transcript has 15 exons. Bases 1 to 2328 code for a protein of 775 amino acids.